AGGAGGUGCGCACGCGUCCGCUCCGUGCAGAGCAAGGCCGGCCGGCCCAGCCCAGCCCAGCAGCGCUCCCGGGAUGCCGCAGAGGCGACGGCGCCUGCCCGCGAGGACCGUGUGACGCCGGACCCCCUCCGUGUGCUGCCGCGGCCCACCGCCAACAAAGCCGCCGCCACCACCACAACAACAACAUUCCCUUCCUUUGUUGUCGCGUUCCCCAGACAGCGGCGGCGGGACGCGCAGUGCUUCGACACCACCACCCCACCCCUCCGUACGUGUGUACGCGGACACUCUCUCUUUUCCUCGGUAUCUCAACAAAACCCGACAUCGGCCACCACCCCUAACAGUUCUCUCGUCUCUGCCACCCACCCCGGUACCGGAAAAAAAAGGCGUAAAAUUUUUUUUUACGUCCCGGGCGUCAGUGAAAUAUGCUCAAGUUUCUCACCCACAAACUGAGGACACAUUCUCUGAAUGAAGAUCAGCCGCACCAGGACAAGGCAGACGACGACCACGACUCGGGAACGGAAUCUGACGACGAGAACGGAGAGGCAGACGACCCGGAAAGCAACUCAGAACAGCCCUGUAUCUCGCCAGUUCUCGGUCAGCUCGUGCCUCUACGAUCUGCAUCCGUCGAGCGUUCACAAGGAGCUGAAACGGUCGCGGAGCACGGAAGAAAACUAUCUAUGGAGAGCGAGGCGGAGCGGUCGAGCGGCUCUGCGGUGAGUCCGUUCCCCAGCCUGGCGCCGUCGGUGGCGUCGACGUCGGCGUCUGCGGGCCCGAGCGCGGGCGUCGCGGCGCUGACCGCCUGCAGCCCGUACUUCCUGGACUCGGCGCUGCCCAGCGACAGCGACCACAACUAUGACCACGACCACGACCACCACAGCUCGGAGGAGGAGCUGGAGGUGAUCAACAGCUGCCCCGCCGCCGUGGCGCCCGCCAGCACCCUGCUCGUCACGGUGCGCAGCGGCAGCGUCACCGUGCCCGAGAAGCGCAAGUGGUCCCAGUAUGACCAGGAAGGAAUCUAUAACUCGAUCCAGGUGUGGCCCACCUUCCUCGGCUGUUCUCCAGGACAGCGCGUGACGACAUGGCUGUUGCAGGUGACGCACCAGGCGGCGCCGCACGUGCUGCUGGCGACGGACUGCUCGUCGGGCGGCGGCGGCGGGUCGAGCUCGUCGUCGGACGACGAGGUGCAGGGCCUGCUGGCGGCCAUGUCGACGCCGGUGCGCUUCCGCACGUGGCCCCCGCUGGACGCGCACAAGCCGGGCCGCUCGCUGUCGCCGCCGCCCAAGCUGUUCCACUAUGCGGCCUCCGCCGACGCCGCCCCCGCGCCCGCCUGCGGCCUCGCCCCCGCCGCCUCCGCCUCCUCCGCCUCCGCCGCCGCAGCCGCCGCGGACGCCUCGCCGCGCAAGAGGCACCGCCACACGCCGCGCGCCUCGCACAUCCAGCGGCCCUGCCUCGACUUCGAGAAGAUGCAGCAGCUGAAGGCGCGAGCGGUGACGGCGUGGAGGCACGGAGGAGACCGUGGGGGCGAGCUGUCCGUCUUCUGCUGGUAGGCCGGCCACGACGACCAAGACGUCGACGACGACGACGACGACGACGCCGCCGCCAGCGCUGCCAAGCGGCAGGGACCGUACAAACAAACUGUACAACACGGAAAAACAAAUUAUAUAUAUAUAUACACACACACAAAACACACACAAACACAAAUAUAAAUAAAUAUAUAUAUAUAUAUAAUACAGGAUAUAUACAUGAAAUAUAAUUCUAACAUAAUAGAUAAAACACAUGGACGUUUUUUUAAAAAUAAAUAAAAUAAAAUGGCUUGGUAUUUUGAACGUGACAGAAAGUGUGUACGCGCUGAGGAAGAGAUGAAGCAUCUUCCUGUUUUGCGAUGCGGUUGUGUGGUGCAAUUCCAGCCUUUGUUUUAUUUUUAUUUUAUUUUUUCCUCCCGCAAGAGCGCAUUUUUUUGUUUAGAAAAGAGAGUUGUGGGCUGUUAUCAGCCCGAAAGGAUGUAGCAAAUGGCCUUUCUUUUUCUGUUUUAUGUUUAACGAGUUAAUUCUUUAGUUAUUAAUGUGAAGCGACUUUGUACACGAGAUGGGAAAAAAAAAUUAUGAGAGUGGGUAACGAACUAAGCUAGAGUGCGAAGAGAUUUACGUUUAAUGCUAUUCUAUGCAAAUAAAAAAGGAAAAAUGUUAUAAA
Schistocerca piceifrons (Central American locust) is the source of this 2190-nucleotide messenger RNA. RefSeq lists its product as uncharacterized. Bases 423 to 1547 code for a protein of 374 amino acids. The record is from RefSeq and is a predicted model, not a curated record. NCBI's taxonomy places the organism in Eukaryota, Metazoa, Arthropoda, Insecta, Orthoptera, Acrididae. The transcript is spliced from 7 exons.